Molecule: messenger RNA, 1257 nt
Organism: Hemicordylus capensis (graceful crag lizard)
Lineage: Eukaryota; Metazoa; Chordata; Lepidosauria; Squamata; Cordylidae
Gene: HAGHL
Product: hydroxyacylglutathione hydrolase like
Exons: 8
Coding region: 35-883 (282 amino acids)
Molecular function (GO): hydroxyacylglutathione hydrolase activity
Source: RefSeq, a predicted model, not a curated record
CUCGCUGCUCCCAUGACCUUCAAAUCCUCGGAGCAUGAAGGUCAAGGUGAUUUCUAUCCUGGAGGAUAACUACAUGUACCUGAUCAUCGAAGAAAGCACGCGGGAUGCCGUGGCUGUUGACGCCGCCGUUUCCAAGCGGUUGCUCGAAAUCAUCAAAAAGGAAGGCGCUACUCUCAAAGCCAUCCUGACAACUCAUCACCACUGGGAUCAUGCCCGAGGCAACGAAGAACUGGUGAAGCUGUUCCCUGGCUUGGAAGUGUACGGUGGGGACCACAGGGUUGGCGGCCUGACCCAUCGAGUGACUCACAACGAGGAGUUAAAGUUUGGCAGCAUCAACGUGAGAUGCCUCCUCACUCCUGGCCACACUCUGGACCACGUCUGCUACUUCGUGUGGGAAGAGGACUCUCUGGAUGCCCCGGCCGCCUUCACAGGUGACACCUUAUUUGUCGGGGGCUGUGGGAGGAUCCUGGAGGGGACAGCCGAGCAGAUGUACAAGAGCCUAACGGAGGUGCUGGGCACACUGCCCCAGGAGUCGAAGGUGUUCUGCGGACACGAGUAUACCGCCCGGAACUUGAAGUUUGCUCUGAAAGUGGAGCCAGAGAGCGAAAUGGUGAAAGACAAACUGGCUUGGGCCAAACUGCGAGAGGACGAAGACCUGCCCACGGUGCCUUCCACACUGGCAGAGGAGUUCCUCUACAACCCUUUCCUGCGGGUCUCAGAAGAAGCCGUCCAGAAGUUCACCGGCAAGGUUGACCCCGUGGAGGUCUUUGCUGCUCUCCGCCAGGCCAAGGACAGCUUCCGGAAGCCGAAGGAGAGGCUGAACCCCCAGGCCGUGCUGGCCUUUGAGUGGGGGCUCUUUGAGCCAUUCCUGGAGAAAAAGUGACCAGCUGAUCAGAGGGUGGGGAAUGAGUUGCCUUUAAAGCUCUUGCACGAGGCCGGCCUGGACACACUGUGCCUCUCCCACCUCUUGGCCUGGCCUGUCCUCCACCACACCGGCUGAUAUGAACCGCACUGCCCUGCGCCAAGACCAAGGGAGCCCACACCGUUGCUAGCAGGCGGCCUGCACGGUUCCCCCCGACCCCAUUCCGAGGUGGGGCGAAGACGUGUUGUUUCCGAGAGCAAACCUUGAAACGCACCACUGAAUGAGCUCCUGGCUCCUAUGCCUGCAAAAUGGUGGGCGGGUACAGAACCGACACUGUGAACUUGCUCUAACGGCCAUUGCUUUUCACCACUUUAAUAAAGGGGCUUUGAAAGACA